CGCACCGGGAGCGCGCUCGGAGGCGAGUGGAACUGGAUCGGGUUUGCUGCCAGCGGCGUGAGCUUCGGCCGCCAUUUUACAACAGCUCCACUCGCGCCGGACACAGGGAGCAACGAGCACGCGUUUUCCGCAACCCGAUUCCCUCGGACAGGAUUUCUCCGCCGUAGGCCAACGGGGAGAUCUCUGGAAACAUGGCUACAGAACAUGUUAAUGGAAAUGGUACUGAAGAGCCCAUGGAUACUACUUCUGCAGUUAUCCAUUCAGAAAAUUUUCAGACAUUGCUUGAUGCUGGUUUACCACAGAAAGUUGCUGAAAAACUAGAUGAAAUUUACGUUGCAGGGCUAGUUGCACAUAGUGAUUUAGAUGAAAGAGCUAUCGAAGCUUUAAAAGAAUUCAAUGAAGACGGUGCAUUGGCAGUUCUUCAACAGUUUAAAGACAGUGAUCUCUCUCAUGUUCAGAACAAAAGUGCCUUUUUAUGUGGAGUCAUGAAGACUUAUAGGCAGAGAGAAAAACAGGGGACCAAAGUAGCGGAUUCUAGCAAAGGACCAGAUGAGGCAAAAAUUAAGGCACUCUUGGAAAGAACAGGCUACACACUCGAUGUGACCACUGGACAGAGGAAGUAUGGGGGACCGCCUCCAGAUUCCAUUUAUUCAGGUCAGCAGCCUUCUGUUGGCACUGAGAUAUUUGUAGGGAAGAUCCCAAGAGAUCUAUUUGAGGAUGAACUUGUUCCUUUAUUUGAAAAAGCUGGACCUAUAUGGGAUCUUCGUCUAAUGAUGGAUCCACUCACCGGUCUUAAUAGAGGUUAUGCGUUUGUCACUUUUUGUACAAAAGAAGCAGCUCAGGAGGCUGUUAAAUUGUAUAAUAAUCAUGAAAUUCGUUCUGGAAAACAUAUUGGUGUCUGCAUCUCGGUUGCCAAUAAUAGGCUUUUUGUGGGCUCUAUUCCUAAGAGUAAAACCAAGGAACAGAUUCUUGAAGAAUUUAGCAAAGUAACAGAGGGUCUUACAGAUGUCAUUUUAUAUCACCAACCGGAUGACAAGAAAAAAAACAGAGGCUUUUGUUUCCUUGAAUAUGAAGAUCACAAAACAGCUGCACAGGCAAGGCGUAGGUUAAUGAGUGGUAAAGUCAAAGUCUGGGGAAAUGUUGGAACUGUUGAAUGGGCUGACCCUAUAGAAGAUCCUGAUCCUGAGGUUAUGGCAAAGGUGAAAGUGCUGUUUGUACGCAACCUUGCCAAUACUGUAACGGAAGAGAUUUUAGAAAAAGCAUUUAGUCAGUUUGGGAAACUGGAACGAGUGAAGAAACUAAAAGAUUAUGCUUUCAUUCAUUUUGAUGAGCGAGAUGGUGCUGUCAAGGCUAUGGAAGAAAUGAAUGGUAAAGACUUGGAAGGAGAAAAUAUUGAAAUUGUUUUUGCAAAGCCACCAGAUCAGAAAAGGAAAGAAAGAAAAGCUCAGAGGCAAGCAGCAAAGAAUCAAAUGUAUGAUGAUUACUACUAUUAUGGUCCACCUCAUAUGCCCCCUCCAACAAGAGGUCGAGGGCGUGGAGGUAGAGGUGGUUAUGGAUAUCCUCCAGAUUAUUAUGGAUAUGAAGAUUAUUACGAUUAUUAUGGCUAUGAUUACCAUAACUAUCGUGGUGGAUAUGAAGAUCCAUACUAUGGUUAUGAAGAUUUUCAAGUUGGAGCUAGAGGAAGGGGUGGUAGAGGAGCAAGGGGUGCUGCUCCAUCCAGAGGUCGUGGGGCUGCUCCUCCCCGUGGUAGAGCCGGUUAUUCACAGAGAGGAGGUCCUGGAUCAGCAAGAGGCGUUCGUGGUGCGAGAGGAGGUGCCCAACAACAAAGAGGCCGCGGGGUACGUGGUGCGAGGGGUGGCCGCGGUGGAAAUGUAGGAGGAAAGCGCAAAGCUGAUGGGUACAACCAGCCAGAUUCCAAGCGGCGCCAGACCAAUAAUCAGAACUGGGGCUCCCAACCCAUUGCUCAGCAACCGCUCCAAGGGAAAAGGGGUCGAGGCCGGUCCUGACCUGUUACAAUGAAGACUGACUUGCUAUGUGGGAUUACACCAGAAGCUUGCAGUGGAGUAAUGGUAAGGAAAUCAAGCAACCUUAAAUAUCUCGGCUGUAUAGGAGCAUAUUCUAUUGCAGAAGACCUUCCCAUGAAGAUCAUGGAAUCAAAUACGGGACAUUGAACUAAUACUUGGACUUUCAUAUGAAUUUCUUUAACAAUUUUCUCUGCAGUGCAAGUUAUUAAACUAAAGCUACUCUAUUUUCCAAAUGUGUUCCAACAGAAAUCCUUCAUAACUUCUAGCAUGGUAUCUUAAUAAAGAAUAAAGUUCUCUCUAAAAAAAUCUGCUCUAAGUAGAUUUUUCCCCUGUUUUUUUAAAUUAAGGAUCCCAGCACUGGUAUUCUGAAAUAUUCUCUUGAAUUUGUGCAUUAAAAUUUUAUUGCAGCGGUAUAUAUGAAUGCCAUUGUUGGUAUCCUUAAAUUUUCUGCUCACCAAGGUUAAUCAUGAUUGUCUAUAUCUUUUUUAUAGUCAUCACUUUUGAAUUGUGUUCAGAUAUGCAGUUUCAGGUGUAAUCAUCAGAGCUGGUUAGUCAGGCAUUCCAGAUAGUGGUUCUUUUCAGAACCUUUUUUAAAGGGUUGGUUAACUACCUCAGUAGCAGAGGAUUGAACUAUACCCUGUCUGUACUGUACAUAGAAAAUCUUUGUAGAUAAAAGCAAGGCUUGUUAAAUAUGAUAUGAGGGUAAGAUUUUAAUAUACCAAAUGUAACAUUCUUAGUUGCCUUUAGUUUCAGAGGCUUGUAAGACUUCCUCAUGACCAUCAUAACAGGCCUUGCUUUUGUCGUAUUUUGUGGCUGAAAAAGCAGCCUUGCUUCUUCAGAUAUUGUAGUUAUUUGGAUGUAUAAUAGUUUAGCAAGAUGUUACUUUUGUAAGACAUCAGAUGUUCAAAAAAAGUGCAUCCGAACUUGUACUAAAUACUGCAGUGUCCCUUUAUAAAAAGUCAGACUAAAACUGACAAUUGUACAGCAAAGCCUGACAUUUGGAUAUUUUGAAGUUUUUUCAUAAAUCAUAGAAAUUAGUAUAUGGCUGUAGUUUAGCUUUUUAGGUAAAAGGUAUGUUUCAUUAGUGCAUUUCUUACUGCUGAUCACUGCAAAAAUGUGAAUCAGCUUUCCAUUUCUUACGCAGGUCAUGAUAACUUGUAGAGUAGAGUACAAUCAUUUGUGCUAUGUUUUUAAUUUUCUAAAGCACCUUGAUGACAGUGAGUGUUCAGUGGUGAAGCAUCCCUCUAUUGAAUCACCCUCAAAAAUUUUUUUGCCAAGUCCUAACUUGAUAGCUUAAAGUCAAAAGUGAAAUUACAGUUUAAUUAGGACUUGGUAUAAAGAAAUCCCUUCUCCCCUUCCUCAAAGGGAUACUGCAGUUAUAUCACAUACCCAAUAGGCACCACAAUGAAGAUCAGAGCUUAUACUUAAUUAAGGUUUUAUACACACCAGUUCCCCAGUAAAUGCAAAAUUAACAAAAUUAGACAUGUCAUAUGUUCAAAAUGCUUAUGGCAAACAAUCAUUUUGCAUUCCUGCAAAUAAAAUUGUUUUAUACUGUAAGCUGGAGGCGAGUGUAACUUAUUUUUGUAAUAAAGUUUUUAUUUUUUUUAUGUGUCAUUAAUAUAAAUGUGUGUUAGUGUAGAAAUCUUCUGGUUUAAAAACUUAGAAUUGCACACAUUUCAGUAUGUUUACUUGUACUUACAUAAUUUUAGAAUAGUGGUUGCCAAUAGCCUGUAUGUUUCACAUUAAUUGAUUUUUUAUGUUAUCUUAAUAAACCAUUUUAGUAUGUUGUAUGUCAGUUACUGGGAUAGCUGGGACAUAGAGUGUAAUUUAAAAUUUGUCUAUAAGUAUUCAUUGGAAUAUAUGUAAAUGUGCCUUGCCGGUUAUUGAAACUUAACCUACAAAAUGAGUAUGGGGUGACAAAAAUUAGUUCUUGGUGCUUAAUGAAACUUUCUGCCACUGAUUUUAUAUAUUACCCUGUGCUUUUUAAAAGUACAUAUCUCUCAAAUCUUAUUGUUAAGUUUGAGGGCUACAAAAACAUUUACAUUUCAUCCUAGCAUAGUAAGUAUAAUCAGUUUGUGGAAAAUGGGUGAACUAAAUGUAGCCUUCAGUAAAAUUGAAUCUCAGUGUAAUCCUUGGUGCUGGCAUUUUCCAGUGCCAAGGAGUUAAAUGAUCACAUGAAAGAGGUCAUUGCCAUGCCUAUUGACACUUUACUGUCAUACCGUUUUUAAGGGACACUGUCAAGGUGUUUUAAGUUAAUUCUCAGAAUUAUUUGUUGGGAUUUUAGGACAAGUUUGUUUGACUUAAGUAGAACUGCAUUAAGUUAAAAGGUGAACACUUUUGUGAGUUCACAAAUGUGUUCUGAAAACAUUAAAAUAUUAUGGAGCUGUGGGUUUCCAAGGCUAUUUGGCAUUUUUAGUUUGGGAACGUGGGAGGAAAAACUGGUCAUAUAAAGAAAUUGUGAAGAAUUGAUGGUUAUAUAAUGUAAACAGUGGUGAUGAAAUAUACGCACUCAAGUGAAAUUACUUGACAGUGUUCAUUUGAAUAACUUUGAAUUCAAGCCAUUAUAAUUACUUUUAAAAUUAAAUAUCAUUUGCACUGUUCUGAUAAUGGGUGCAGUUUUUGAGCAAUAUAAUCAGAGCUAAAUAUGCAUGUAGUGAUUAGUGAUGUGAACAAUAAGUUCUGAGAAGAAAUACUAAUUGUGGUAUUUUCAAACUUAAAUUUUCUGUAGUAAAAUCAGUAUCAAACUCUUACAGAUCAAGGAAAACAGGCAAUGCAUAUAAACAUACUUUUGAAUGUUGUGUGGCCUAUAAAGCAAUAAUGCAAUUUAUAUGGAAUGUCAUGAGAAUAUGAGAAAUGGAAAUGCAAAAAUAACUAAUCCUUUAGUAGAAAUGUCAAAAUGUUAAGGGGGAAUGUUAACUAAUGUAGGUUAUUGCUAUUUGUGAUUUGUUUAUGGGUUCUUGGCUUUGACAGCUUCAAAGAAUGGUCAGAUGACAAGCAAAAGAAAUUUUGUAUAUAUUGUCAAGGAAGGGAUCUUAAAUCCAAGAGUCAUGUCCCUUCCUUGGGGUGAAAAAUUUAUUCAUAAAGCAUUCUGAUUGUUUUAAAAACAAAACAAACAAAAAACUUGUUACCUAACCAAAACAGACGCAAGAUUUUGUUUCUGCAGACUACUUGGCAAUUUAAGGUGAUCGUAAAUUUAGUAUAUCAAUUUUCAGAAUGUUGCUUUGAAAAACUGUUAAAUAUACUUCCAAACAUAUACUUUUUUAUGGAAGAUUUUCAGCUGCUGUAGCUGAAUCAGAUGUUAGAAAUGAGGGAGAAAUUGAGCACACAAAGAGCUAGCUGUUGCCCACUCAUGAUUGUGGUUGCUAUAUGGCAUCAUGAGAAAUUUUUGUAUUGAUUACUGAAAGGGUGACUUAAGAAAAUAUGCGCAUUUUCCUCAUAAUAGGGCAACCAGAAAUGGAUUGAUAGGUGACCUGAAGUAUUCAGUUGUACAUAAAGUAUUUAGAAAGACUUAUUUAAAUCAGGGUGAACAUCAUGCUAGGUAGGCACAAUUGUCACAUGAUGCUAGGUAGGCACAAUUGUCACAUGCAGGGCAGCUUUUGUUUUGUUUUGUUUUAAAUUGCUAAGCCAAAAGUCAUUGUUGAUCAGAAAUACAGCAAAAGACCACCAAGUUAUUACAGAGUAUAAAAUGUAGUCAGUAUUCUAAGGGGAGAAAUUAAAAAGCUAGAAGGGUUUCAUGUAUUUGGGAGAGGAAGCUAUCCCUAGACUAAGAAGAUUGCUCGUUUUCCUAAAACUUUCAAGAAUACCCACCAUGACCAUUUUUCCCCAAUUAUGUAUACCAUAAAAUUUUUAUUUCACCAUUGGAAUUCAGUGGUGGCUGUAGAAUUCACGAGUAACUUAGGUGACUACAUAAGAGGAACAGACUUGUGGGAUGGUGUUCUAAAGUGUAAUAUUAAUUACUGAGUAAUCAUACCACUCAAUAGGGAAUUCCACUACAUUUCUUAAGAUGUUAGUUAUGAACCAAUGUUUGCAGACAUUUUUAACUGUGGGCAAUUAGCAGAUGGAUUUUUGGGGGAACUGUCACUUUUUAUAAAGAAGUACUUAAGUAGGUAUAAAUUGUUAACAUCACACAUUCUGCCUUCAGUAAUAAACAUAAAACAUUAUUCAGGACCAGAAGCAUUCAGCUGGAGAAACAAUCUUUACAUAUGUAAAUUGGUAUUAUAACUAGCUCUGGGUCAAAAAUUAGUUUUACUAGUUUUAACAGUAGUCUGUUAAACAUUUAGAAGUCUGGCAUUGAGAAACAAAAGCUUGUACCUGACUAGUAUUUUUAAUUUAAAAAAAUACUAGUUUUGUUAGCUUGUUUUAAAUUGUCUUUUACAUUUAUUUAUCCAUAAAGUUUAUAUUUAUUUCACUCCUUUCAUCUUACUGAAAAUUGUCUGCAGGCUCUUUGAUUUGGAUUAGAUGUGUGAAGUACUGUCUUUUGCCAAAAACCUCAAAUAACCUGUUCUUUUCAACGUAGUGGGUUUGUGCUUGUUUGGAGAUCAGUUCGAAAACUAUCUGUACUAUCUGUACUGCCUCUGAUGUUAAGAUUUUAUGUAUAGCAUAAGGAAGCUAGCUCUGACUAUAUUUUCCUAAGAAUAAAGACCUAUUUUUGUA
This is a messenger RNA of Choloepus didactylus (southern two-toed sloth), 6677 nucleotides long. RefSeq names its product synaptotagmin binding cytoplasmic RNA interacting protein (gene SYNCRIP). Gene Ontology annotation, molecular function: mRNA 5'-UTR binding. Bases 192 to 2006 code for a protein of 604 amino acids. The record is from RefSeq and is a predicted model, not a curated record. The transcript is spliced from 12 exons. Gene Ontology annotation, biological process: CRD-mediated mRNA stabilization. Lineage: Eukaryota; Metazoa; Chordata; Mammalia; Pilosa; Megalonychidae. Gene Ontology annotation, cellular component: nucleus; CRD-mediated mRNA stability complex; ribonucleoprotein complex.